Molecule: messenger RNA, 1062 nt
Organism: Rotaria sp. Silwood2
Lineage: Eukaryota; Metazoa; Rotifera; Eurotatoria; Philodinida; Philodinidae
Source: the annotation of a GenBank genome assembly
AUGAUAAAUAUUCAUACAUUGUCAUCACCAAUUUAUUUAUUUGGUGUAAAUUUAUCUGAUUAUAGUCGAGUAGUACAAUUUUUAUUAACAUCAACAGCUGUACUUAUUUUUCAUGUUCUACAAGGAUAUAUUCAGGAAUUAAUUUUACAAUUAAAAUCAUUACGACUUUAUCCAAAUUAUUUUACACUCGUUUAUUUUAUAUGUUUUACAUUUUUGGCAUAUACAGAACGAUUUUUAUUUGAACGAACAAUAAAAAGACGAAAAGCACCUAUUCAAACUUAUGCUUUAAUUGCAUUGUUUACUCUUGGUACAAUGGGUUUAAGUAAUGCAGCUGUGAUGCGUCUUAAUUAUCCAACUCAUAUGAUGUUUAAAAGUUGUAAAUUAAUUCCAGUUAUGAUUGGUAGUAUGCUGAUAUUAGGAAAACGUUAUAAUCUGUAUGAUGUAUUUGCUUGUUUAUGUAUGACUGUUGGUCUUAUCUUUUUUACAUUAGCCGAUUCACAAGUUCAACCGGAAUUUGAUCUAUUAGGUGUAUGGCUUGUAUGUUGUGCUUUAGUUGCUGAUGCUGUUAUUGGUAAUGUACAAGAAAAAGCAUUGAAAGAAUAUAAACCAAGUAAUUCAGAAAUGAUAUUAUUUUCGUAUUCAAUUGGUGCUGUUUAUUUACUUAUAUACGAUGUAAUAUUUGGUUCAUUGAAAGAAGCUUUUUGGCUUUGGUGGACUUAUCCGAUAAGAUCUUAUGUUUUUACUAUGAUGUAUUCAUUUGCGGGUUAUCUCGGUGUAAAUUGUGUACUUAAUCUAGUACGGCAUUUUGGUGCGCUAAUAGCUGUAACCGUUACAACAUUUCGCAAGACAAUAACGAUUAUACUCUCAUUUAUUGCUUUUACUAAACCAUUUACUUUUCAAUAUUUAUGGUCUGGUGUUAUUGUAGCAUUUGGAAUAUAUUUAAAUGCCCAUGGACAAAAUCAAAAAUCAAUUGAAAAUUAUACACGGUUAAUGUGUAAUAGUUUAUUAAUGAAAUUUCGAAGAAAGAAGGAUAAUUAUCGACAGCCUACUGAAGAAGUUUAA